AUGACCUCCGCUGCUACAGCUUCCGCGCUCAUCCGCGCACCUGCUUGCGCCGCCGCAGCAUCUCCAUUCCCCAUGGCCGCCUCCGCCGCCAGUUCCGCCGCAACUUCCUCGGCUGCCCGUUACUUCUCCGCAUCCUUCGCGCGCCCUUCCAGCCUCUCCUAUCGCUCUUCCGCCCCCCUGUCCGCAAGUCUCUCCGCGUCUUCCGCCAUCGCCAGUACCUCCGCCAUCUCCGCAUCCUUCCGCAGUUCCGCGUAUGCGCCUCUCUCCGCGUCUCAUUCUUCCUUUCGCCAUGUCAGCGCGUCGGCCGCGUCGACCCCUGAAUCGGGUCCUGCGGAGUCGGAGGAAGUUAAAGCCACCGGCACUUCCGGAAGCGUAGACUCCGACACGGACGCGUUUUCGGAAACCGAAACCGUUUCCGCGACUAACGGGGCGGCUAGUAACGGGGUAGCGGCGAGCACCAGCAGCGCGACUAGCAGCGCGAGCAUCGCGAGCGGCGAAGGCGGCGCGAGCGGCGAUGUGGCGGUGCCGAUCGAGCUUGAGUAUGUGCCGCUGGCGGGGUUCCGGAAGCUCGGCGCGCAGCUGAAGAUGCUUGUGGAGUGGCCGUGGCGACGCGUUAAGAAGAACUCGGUUCUGUACAUGCGACUCAAGGGCAAUAUUCCCGAGAUGGUGGGGUCCUCCUUCUCCCCGUCGCUCUCCCUCCCCGCGAUUUGCGACAAUCUGCGCAAGGCAGCCGUGGAUCCACGUGUCUCCGCACUGCUGCUCCACGUGGACCCGCUGCAGUGCGGCUGGGGCAAGCUGCAGGAGAUUGCUCGCCACGUGGCGCACUUUCGCAAGUCAGGCAAGCCUUGUAUCGCGUACAUGACGGUGGGCGGAGAGCAAGAGUACUUUAUUGCGUCCGCGUGCGAGGAGAUCUACGCUCCCCCCGGCGCUUACCUCUCCCUGCGCGGACUGGCCGUGCAGGGGCAGUUCCUUGGGGGCGUGUUGCAGAAGGCGGGAGUGCAGCCACAAAUCGAGCGCAUCGGCAAGUACAAGAGCGCGGGCGACCAGCUGGCACGGUCAGACAUGAGCGAGCCCAACCGCGAGAUGCUCACCGCUAUUCUGGACGACUUUUACUCUACCUGGACGGCUGCUGUGGCUGAGAACAGAGGGGUGGGGCAGGAGGCAGUGCAGCAGCUGCUGCAGGACGGAGUACAGGAGGUGGAGGAGCUCAAGAGCAGGGGAUUCCUCACUGACGUCAUCUACGGCAUCCAGGUGGAGGAGCUGUUGAAGGAGCGGUUGGGGCAGGACAAGGAGAAGCCUCUGCAAUCCGUGGACGCCAAGAAGUACGGAAAAGUAUCGCCCUCGACAGUGGGGCUGGGCGGGAAGGAGCGCAUCGCAGUGCUGCGUGCAGUGGGGGCGAUAUCGCAGGGCAAGGAGCGCGGCGGCGGCAUGGGAGGGGGUGGCGUGAAGAGCGAGAGCAUCAUUGAGAAGCUGCGGAUGGUGAAGGAGAACAAGCAGUUUAAGGCACUCGUGCUGCGGAUUGACAGUCCGGGAGGAGACGCCCUUGCAUCUGACCUCAUGUGGAACGAGAUUCGGGAGCUAGCCAAGGUGAAGCCUGUGGUGGCGUGCAUGUCGGAUGUGGCAGCCAGCGGCGGGUACUACAUGGCCAUGGCCGCUCCACACAUUGUUGCCGAGCCCCUCACGCUCACCGGCUCCAUCGGAGUCGUCACAGGCAAGUUCAGCCUGGGCGAGCUGUACGGGCGCAUAGGCUUCAACAAGGAGAUCAUCUCUCGCGGCCGAUUUGCAGAGCUCAAUGCAGACCAGCGCCCCUUCACCCCGGACGAGGAGGAGUACUUCGCCAAGGGGGCCAAGAUCGCAUACCAGCGCUUCAGGAACAAGGCAGCCCUGUCUCGCUCCAUGCAGGAGGAGGAUAUGGAGGCAGUGGCACAGGGAAGGGUCUGGACAGGCCAGGCCGCCCACAAGGCCAACCUAGUGGAUUCUCUCGGAGGCUUCUGGUCCGCUGUGCAGGUCGCCAAAUCUAAGGCUGGCAUCGACCUAUCUCAACGCGUGCGCAUCGUCGAGCUCUCGCGAUCUCAGCCGUCCAUCACCGCUCUGCUGUCAGGAGGUGCCCAGUCGGUCCUCUCCCUGUCUGGCUUCUUCGGCCCUGAAGCUCGCGCCGAGGCGCUCCGUUCCCUUGCAGCGGAUAUGUUGCUUUCUCCGAGCCUGGGAGCCAGCCUCGGUGCCAGCCUCGGCACCAGCGGCAGCAGCUUCGGAAACUUGCUUUCUGGGGGAAUUGACGCGAGCAUGGGUGGCGUACUCGUUACAGGCAGCUCCGGUACAGUGAACAGCAGCCUGAACACUGUGGGUGUACAAGCAGUCAUGGAAGGGGAUAUUGCCGUCCGGGGAAGCGGUAGUGAGACAGCAGCAGCUAUUUACAGUGGCGCUGAUGGUUCGGCUGGUCUAGCAGAGCUGGCUGUGCUGCUUUCCCCUGCUGCAGCCGCACUAGGGGGUGCUCUGGGCCAGAGCGCUAAUGUGGAAGAAGGGAGGAGUGUCGCAGCCACUGAAAACGACUCUGUAGAUGUGCAGUAA
This is a messenger RNA of Closterium sp. Naga37s-1, 2568 nucleotides long. The record is from the annotation of a GenBank genome assembly. Lineage: Eukaryota; Viridiplantae; Streptophyta; Zygnematophyceae; Desmidiales; Closteriaceae.